AUGCCCAAAUUUGUGAGGCGCCAGCCUCUCACGGAACGCAUCAAGGGCUACCUCAACCCCUAUGAUUUCCUCCUGUGGUUGUCAGAAGAGCUCGAAUCCAACGGCUGGGAUCAGCUGGAGAAAGAAUGGGCUGCACCUAUUGGUAUUGCAUUGAACGUUGUCUUCGUCAUUGCGAGAGCCAACUCCAAACCCAGAACAACCAGCUAUGAUGAUGUGUUUGGCGAUAUUCCAGGAGUGGCGUGGACAACCUGGUUGGCGACCUUCAUUGUCCACUUCUUGACGUUGUCUUGCAUCGUCAAUGCUACCUAUACCUUCUGGCGGAAAAGACAUUAUCGCCUGUUCGAAACAUCUGUUGACGACGUGCCGAGCACCCCUUCCGCCAAACGGGUCCGAGUCGAUUCCUCCCCUGUUUCCUCUUCUCCCUUACAGUUUCUCUCGCGUAUUAUUGGAACAGAGACUGCCCAAUCAAGAGCACAUCCUGAUGCAACAAGAGAUGUCUGGGAGGUCGCCGUCUGGGACCCAUUACCUAUAUCCCUACGCUUAUUCUGCCACUUCAGUCCUGGCCACGUCCUCGUUUACUGGCUUUUCCUGCCUACUCUCCCUUCUGACCCUAGACCUAGCGUCACAAUUGCAACAGCCAUGUUCGUUGCACUGCUUCUCUCUGCGCAGCUCCUUUUCCUGCAGUCAAGCUAUUCCGCUCAGGUCAAAGACUCAGCCUUGAUAUCCAAAGAAGUAUUACAUGAGUACGAUACGAAAUACGUCAGACCACGGACUCAGCCACUUUAUCGAGAUGUGGGCACCCAGUUCAGUGAGCAAGCCUCGUACAGCUCGAGUCGUGACGAGAAGUACAACAAGGUCGACGUCUACACACCCAUGGUGGUCAUUAAUCGCGGUUUCCGACCGAAUCCAAACCCCAGUUACGCGCAGUAUACAGAUCCCGAUACAGCGGUAUCGAGCUCCAAUAUUCGGCAACGAAUGACCACCCCUGAUUUCCGUUCACCGAUUCACAAUGCCAACCCUAGCACAGCUGUGAGACCUCCGGUGGGAAUGCGACAACCAAACUUCCGACCAACAGCCACUGGCGGUGAGGGUGGGAGUCUGGGUGUAUACUCUCAUGCUGCCUCUCCUCUCCGGAAAAGUGCUUCAACCCAUUUUUCUCGCGAGAAUAGGAUGGCUAGUCCCGAGAAACGGGGGUCAAGCCCGGACAAGAGAAUGAGUGUCCCUGCUGCUGCUGCUUCCCAACGAUGGGCUCAAUUUCAACCUGAUAAACACCGAAGAGAGAGCGGUCGCUUCUAG
Fonsecaea multimorphosa CBS 102226 is the source of this 1296-nucleotide messenger RNA. RefSeq lists its product as uncharacterized. The transcript has 2 exons. NCBI's taxonomy places the organism in Eukaryota, Fungi, Ascomycota, Eurotiomycetes, Chaetothyriales, Herpotrichiellaceae. The coding region runs from base 1 to 1296 and encodes 431 amino acids. Gene Ontology annotation, biological process: maintenance of rDNA; regulation of exit from mitosis. The record is from RefSeq and is a predicted model, not a curated record.